CUCAGUUGCAACGCGCAACGCGACACACGCGCUGGUGCCAUGAAGCUGGUAAUACAACGCGUGACCAGCGCCAGUGUGAAGGUGGACGGGAACGUUUGCUCGGAAAUUGGUCGUGGUUUACUGGUACUCAUGGGCAUUGAGCAGGGAGAUGCUAUGGAUCAGGUGAAUUAUCUGGCUCCCAAGCUGCUAAAACUGCGUUUGUGGCCAGAUCUGAAGGAGCCGGGGAAGCAAUGGGCCUCCUCGGUGGUGGACAAUGGAUUCGAACUGCUGGUUGUGAGUCAAUUUACCCUUUUUGCCACCUUCAAGAAGCCAAAGCCGGACUUCCAUCAAGCCAUGGGAGGAGACCAGGCCCAACAGCUCUAUGAGGCUUUCAUCAAGAAACUGGCUGCGAGCGAUGGGCCCAAAGCAGUGGCCACAGGUGUUUUUGGAGCCCUGAUGCAGGUGGAGCUGUGCAAUGAUGGACCUGUGACUGUUGAGCUGGUCUCAAACCCCGAGACCUCGAAGUCCCCCGAGACCUCAACGCCCUCGGCAACGCCCAAAAGCACAGCCACCCCGAAGGGGACGACAGAGACAGUCAAGCCAGCCAAGACAGCCAAGACAUCUGCGGAGUCAGCGGAGUCCUUGGAGACGAUUUUGGCGCAGCAACCAUAUUUGGGUGGGUUCACACCUUCUGCCAAAGAUGCGAAGCACUUUGAGGCUAUGCAGAAGUCAAAUCUUUCUGGCCCUUUACAGAGUGGAAGCGCGCCUGCGCCUCACACUGCUCGAUGGUUUGAGCACAUUCGGUCCUUCAGCCAAAUGGAACGAUCUCAAUGGGUUGAUUUCAGUGAAUGAAAAUCGCUUCAACGAUGGAAAAAGAUGGAAACAGUCAAUGGCGGAGUAGCGAUAGGCUGUAGGCUGGAUGAUUUUUGGAGACAAGUCAUAGUGGUGGAGCCUGGAAGAAUGGAAUUAGAGUGAAG
Cladocopium goreaui is the source of this 956-nucleotide messenger RNA. NCBI's taxonomy places the organism in Eukaryota, Dinophyceae, Suessiales, Symbiodiniaceae. The record is from the annotation of a GenBank genome assembly.